Malania oleifera is the source of this 2003-nucleotide messenger RNA. RefSeq names its product protein DETOXIFICATION 16-like. Lineage: Eukaryota; Viridiplantae; Streptophyta; Magnoliopsida; Santalales; Ximeniaceae. Bases 237 to 1718 code for a protein of 493 amino acids. Gene Ontology annotation, molecular function: antiporter activity; xenobiotic transmembrane transporter activity. Gene Ontology annotation, biological process: xenobiotic detoxification by transmembrane export across the plasma membrane. The transcript is spliced from 8 exons. Gene Ontology annotation, cellular component: membrane. The record is from RefSeq and is a predicted model, not a curated record.
UGAGGGGCAAAGUUAUCAAUAAGGGUCUUUUAUAUACAGAGCCGUGCCCAUAUGAAGUCAGUCUAUGUAAAUCCAAAAUAUUCCAAAUUUUCUCGCCAUUCAUAUUUGUCUGAAUGUAAAUAAUGACCUUGGCGGCUGUCCCUGGCACCCUGGUGUGCUCCUCCUCCCUAGCUACCUCUAUCCCUGCGCGUCUCUCUCUCUCCGCUCUGCUCUGAGGUGAAGCAGAGCAGGAAGCAAUGGACAGGGAGGACCAGAAAGCUUCCCUCAACUCACCUCUGAUUCGUGCCUCCGAAGGAAAUUGUGAGUUGGGAUUCAAUGGAGAGAAAAGCAGACAAAGGAGAGGGGAAAUUGUGGAAGAAGUGAAGAAACAACUAUGGCUAGCUGGGCCUCUGGUCUCUGUUAGUCUUCUGCAGUACUUCUUGCAGAUGAUAUCAGUGAUGUUUGUCGGUCAUCUAGGGGAAUUAGCUCUCUCUGGUUCUUCAAUGGCCACUUCUUUUGCAACCGUGACCGGUUUCAGCUUGUUGAUGGGAAUGGCAAGUGCGUUGGAUACAUUAUGUGGCCAGUCCUAUGGGGCAAAGCAGUACCAUAUGCUUGGAAUUCACAUGCAGAAAGCCAUGCUUGUUCUUUUGCUUGUAAGCAUACCCCUUGCUGUUAUCUGGGCAAACACAGGAUCCAUUCUCAUGACUCUCGGCCAAGAUCCUGAAAUAUCAAAGGAAGCUGAAGUUUAUGCCCGAUUCAUGAUACCUUCUCUUUUCGCAUAUGGCCUUCUUCAGUGCCUUAACAGGUUCCUGCAGACCCAAAAUAUUGUCUUCCCAAUGAUGAUAACCUCUGGUAUUACAACUUUGCUUCAUUUUCUCAUUUGCUGGAUUCUUGUGCUCAAAUCGGGCCUAGGAGUCAAAGGAGCCGCCAUGGCGAAUGCCAUCUCUUAUUGGAUGAAUGUGUUGCUGUUGGCGCUUUUUGUCAAGUUUUCCUCCUCAUGUGCAAAAACAUGGACUGGCUUUUCAAAGGAAGCCCUACACAAUAUUCUCCCUUUUCUUGGACUGGCUGUUCCUUCUGCCCUUAUGGUCUGCUUGGAAAUGUGGUCAUUUGAAAUGAUGGUUCUUUUAUCUGGUCUUCUUCCUAAUCCAAAGUUAGAAACAUCAGUGCUCUCUAUCAGCCUCAAUACAGGUGCAAUUGUUUGGAUGAUCCCAUUUGGACUCAGUGGUGCUGUGAGCACUCGAGUCUCAAAUGAACUAGGAGCUGGGCAUCCACGAACAGCUCGAAUGGCAGUAUGUGUUGUGUUAGUAAUUGCCAUUACUGAGGGUGUUUUGGUUGGGUCAGUGCUGAUAUUGAUUCGCAACAUUUGGGGUUAUGCUUAUAGCAAUGAAACAGAAGUUGCCAGAUAUGUAGCAAUCAUGUUGCCUUUUGUUGCGUCGUCCAACUUCCUAGAUGGGAUACAGUGUGUUCUUUCAGGGACUGCUAGAGGAUGUGGUUGGCAGAAAAUUGGUGCAGUUAUCAAUCUUGGAUCAUAUUAUCUGGUGGGAAUCCCUUCUGCUAUUUUAUUAGCUUUUGUCCUCCAUGUCGGGGGGAAGGGGCUGUGGACGGGGCUCAUCUGUGGACUCUUCGUGCAAGCGUCAUUGCUUCUUACCAUUACCAUACGAACUAACUGGGAUCAAGAAGCAAAGAAGGCUAUGGAAAGAGUUCACGACUCCACAAUACCUGUGGACAUUGUUUCAUAACUCUGCUGGUAGCUAUUGUAUCACGCAUGAAUCUGAAAUGGUUCAUAUUGAAUGGGAGGCUUCUUCACUUCUAAGAGGUGGGAAAACUGAAGAAGAUUUUCAAACUCUUCAGGAAAUCUGCUUUACAGGGAUGCAGUCCUCACUGGCAGUGGAUAUUGGGUUCAUCUUCAACAGGACCUGCUGAGACAUUCUUCUGGUUUUGUAGUAAUUUAAUCACACAACAAAAGUUCCAUGGAUGGUUUCAUAUUAUUAAUUUCAGACCUAUGGCAACGUGGGGUUUUUACA